This is a messenger RNA of Camellia sinensis, 573 nucleotides long. The record is from RefSeq and is a predicted model, not a curated record. NCBI's taxonomy places the organism in Eukaryota, Viridiplantae, Streptophyta, Magnoliopsida, Ericales, Theaceae.
UUCCAUAUGCGCGCAUCAUGUUACGGGUCACCUAGGUUACAGAGCAGUGCAUCAGUGUUGUGUUGAAUAGGAAAGGGAGAGAGAGAGAGAGAGAGAGAGAGGUAGGAGGAGAGAUGGCGUCGAAUGCGGCCGUACCGUUCUGGAGAGCGGCGGGGAUGACAUACAUAACGUACUCGAACAUAUGCGCAAACAUGGUGAGGAACUGCCUCAAAGAACCCUACAAAUCUGAAGCCCUAGCUCGUGAGAAGGUCCAUUUCUCCGUCGCCAAAUGGGUCGAUGGCAAACCCCAAAAACCCAUUGUUCGUUCGGAUGAUCCUGAAGAAUGAAGCAGGGAGUCAGUUGCCAAAUCUCUUGUUGGGAAAGUUCUUUUUCUGCCGAAGUGCUUCCGUUUCAUCGAGUUUAGUGGGUAUGAUUUAUAUUUGGAUUUGUAAUGCCUAAGCACUUGAAACAAUGCUCGUAUCACCGGGUUUUGCAUGGAACUGAACUUUUAAUAAUGUGGCUCAUGUUGCUGAAAACAUGUUUACAGUUUUGUUGUUGAAUAGUUUACUGCUAGCCUCUGAGAGGAUUUUAUUA